This is a messenger RNA of Silurus meridionalis, 1833 nucleotides long. RefSeq names its product basic leucine zipper and W2 domains 2 (gene bzw2). The transcript is spliced from 13 exons. Gene Ontology annotation, molecular function: protein binding. NCBI's taxonomy places the organism in Eukaryota, Metazoa, Chordata, Actinopteri, Siluriformes, Siluridae. The record is from RefSeq and is a predicted model, not a curated record. Gene Ontology annotation, cellular component: membrane; cytoplasm. The coding region runs from base 412 to 1440 and encodes 342 amino acids.
CCUGACCACGGCAGUCACUUUGUGCUGGAGUGCUCACAGAGACACACACACAUCACACUCAAUCUGUAGUGGAAAGGACAUUACAGCUGGACUUUUAUGAAUACCGGUAAGCAACAGAAGCCAGUGCUUACAGGCCAGCGGUUUAAGACCAGGAAAAGGGACUUAUCUUCAAACAAAUUGACUUUUAUCCAAGCCUGUCUGGGCGCUUAUCCACAUAAGUGUGCGUACACACUCCCCUAAGAUGAAAAGGAGAAGUUUGAGCCCACGGUUUUCAGAGACACAAUCAUUCAGGGCCUUAACGAAGCUGGGGGUGAUCUUGAUGCUGUAGCCAAGUUUCUGGAUGUCAAUGGUUCAAGAUUGGAUUACAGGCGCUAUGCUGACACUCUGUUUGACACGCUCAUCACCGGGAGCAUGCUUGCUCCCGGGGGAACACGCAUUGAUGAUGGAGACAAGACCAAAGUGACUGUCCACUGUGUGUUUACCACAGAGGAAAAUCACACUGCUGCACGCAGCUAUGCUCAGGUAUUCAAUAAACUUAUCAGGAGAUACAAAUAUCUGGAGAAGGCUUUUGAGGAGGAAAUCAAAAAGCUGCUUCUCUUUCUGAAAGCCUUCAGUGAGUCUGAGCAGGCAAAACUGGCCAUGCUGACGGGCAUCCUGCUAGCCAAUGGCACUCUGCCACCUGCUAUCCUUACCAGUCUCUUCAGUGAUAACAUAGUGAAAGAAGGAAUCGCUGCUUCCUUUGCAGUAAAGCUGUUCAAGGCAUGGAUAGCUGAGAAAGAUGCCAAUGCUGUGACUUCAGCCCUGAGGAAGGCCAGUCUGGAUAAGAAGCUCCUUGAACUCUUUCCUGCCAACAAGCAAAAUGUGGAGCACUUCUCCAUGUACUUUAAUGAAGCUGGACUAAAAGAGCUGUCGGACUUCCUGCGUGUGCAGCAGACUUUGGGCACCCGCAAGGAGCUGCAGAAAGAACUGCAAGAGCGUCUGUCUCAAGAUUGUCCCAUCGGAGAGAUUGUGGUGUAUGUGAAGGAGGAGAUGAAGAGGAAUGAUUUGCAGGAGCAGGCUGUGAUUGGCUUACUCUGGUCCUGCCUUAUGAACGCUGUGGAGUGGAACAAGAAAGAGGAGCUUGUUACUGAGCAGGCCCUCAAACACCUCAAGCACUACGCUCCUCUGCUGGCUGUGUUCAGUACUCAGGGUCAAUCUGAACUGGUUUUGCUGCUGAAGAUACAGGAGUACUGCUAUGACAACAUUCACUUCAUGAAAUCUUUCUCCAAGAUAGUUGUGCUGUUCUACAAAGCCGACGUCCUUAGUGAAGAAGCCAUUUUAAAAUGGUACAAGGAUGCCCACUCUGCCAAAGGAAAAAGCAUAUUUUUGGAGCAGAUGAAAAAAUUUGUAGAGUGGCUUCAGAAUGCAGAGGAAGAGUCUGAAUCCGAGAAAGAAGAUUAGCAUUUAGGAGGACUGAAGAUCACGACACACUGCCCUCUGAAGAAAUCCUGUUAGUGCACUGUAAUAGGAGGAGAAAGACACUCAAGCACAACCAGUGGACAAGCCAUAAAUAACUUUUUAUUAUACUGUUCAGGUACUCUGUGAAUCAGCUUCUCAGAUAUUGAAUAAACCCAUUUGUAUGUAUGAGUGAUUUUUUUUUAUUAAUAAAUAUAUAAUAAUGUUUAUAUGUACCAUCACAAGUUUAGAUGUCUUUAAAUACCUAAAAUACAAAACCCACCAUUUCGGUUUUUAUUGACGUGGGGGAGUAGGUUUUCCUUUUUCCUCCUGAAAAUAUACUGCAGUGAAAAUACAAAUGUAUUUAUUGUAUUUUAUAUUUACCAAUAAAUAAUCUUU